GUGUGGGGCGGGGCAUUGUGAGUCACCUGCCUGGUCUUCCACCUGGGCCAGUGGGCUUCAGUCUGUAGGUGACUGCAGGAGGAGCAGCUCCUUUUGUACUCUCUUCAGGCAGUUGUAUCUCAGCGCUUGUUGGGUUCCUAACCUAUUAAAUUAGCCAUCUGUUUUUGACCCUCCCAGACAAGUCAACUCAGGAGAGGCGGCAGGGUGCGGGCCUUGGCCCGAGCCCCGGCUGGGGCCGGGCUGUGGGGUGGGCAGGCGAGCCGCAGGCAGGACCAUCUCUGAAAGUGCGGCAUAGCCUCGGCCUAGGGCAGCAGGAGUGCCUGGCCAACACUGUGAGCGGAGGCACAGGUAGCGGCAGACAGGAGUAGAGGUGCCCCAUGGGGAACAUACUGAGCUGCUGUGUGCGCCCCAAGGUCUGCGAAGAGUCGGACCAGGAUGAGGGCUCAGGGCGUCCUCCUGAAUCUGAAAUCUGUGAGGCAGCAGCUGAGGACACGACAGCAGCAGUGCCCACGGCUGCUGCCACAGAACCUGCCGAGUUGACUGUUGAAGCUGGUGAGGGCCGUCCUGUGCACGACAUCUGUGAUGGGGAGAUGCCUGAAGGUAAGGAGGUGAUGGUACCAUCUGCCCUGGCCACCCCUCUGGCUGCUGCUGUCUUCAAGGUCCCCUGGGGGGCAUCCCCUACCUCAGGCUCCUUUUUGCCUGUAGUCAGCUUUUCCCAGGGCUGUACCCAUCUCAUUCUUCUUUUGUACCUAUCCAGAUGGUACCUAAGUGAAGGAACCAGAGAGGUAGCGACGGUUCGUGAUCAAAACUUUCAAAAGACAUGA
This is a messenger RNA of Cebus imitator (Panamanian white-faced capuchin), 824 nucleotides long. Its product is annotated as cyclin-Y-like protein 2. Lineage: Eukaryota; Metazoa; Chordata; Mammalia; Primates; Cebidae. The record is from RefSeq and is a predicted model, not a curated record. The coding region runs from base 378 to 824 and encodes 148 amino acids. The transcript has 4 exons.